Messenger RNA from Blastomyces dermatitidis ER-3, 3130 nucleotides. Its product is annotated as eukaryotic translation initiation factor 2A. Bases 613 to 2805 code for a protein of 730 amino acids. Gene Ontology annotation, cellular component: cytosolic small ribosomal subunit. Gene Ontology annotation, molecular function: ribosome binding; translation initiation factor activity; tRNA binding. The transcript is spliced from 6 exons. Lineage: Eukaryota; Fungi; Ascomycota; Eurotiomycetes; Onygenales; Ajellomycetaceae. The record is from RefSeq and is a predicted model, not a curated record. Gene Ontology annotation, biological process: translational initiation.
UUCUUCUUCUUCUUCUUCUUUUCUUGUUCUUGUUCUCUUCCACCUCGCCCGCCCCUCUCCCCCCUCGCCCUCCGCCCGCCCUUCUCCGGUGAUCCUUGGGAUUACUGUCUCCGUAUCGCUCAACCGCUGCUCAACAGCCCUGCCCAGCUACAGACGAUAGCUUAGCUGAUCUCCCGCGUUCGCACAACCAACAUCAUUUUGUUUCAAGCACUGGCUGGCAUUUACUUGUCAAGCUCGGUAGAAGCAAAGGAUAAAGAAAACGCAAAAGAAAAACGAAGAGCAAGGAAGUGACAGGACCAGAUACAGAUAAAUCUCUUCUGUUCUACUAGCUUGGGGAUAUUGGCAUAUUGUCCGUGUUCCAUCCACCGCCCUGCGUAUAUCAGAUACACAAAGAUACACAGCGGAAAGGUGACGUACCAAAUUUCGAAACUACGGAAUCGGGAAAACUCGUUGUCCUUGCCACACGAUCAAUUAAAACGCUGCAUACUGCAUAGCAGUUUAGAGGUCCAAAAUCUUGACCUUUUACAUUGCCAUUUGCCUUUUCAUUGGCCCUGCUCUCCACUCUUCAUCUCAGCUCUCUAGCUCUCUUUUGAACUGUGGCUUUGAGUAGCCAUGGCAGCUCCAAAUCAGUAUGCGUAUCGAACGCAGAAGGGUAUUUCCAUCGUGGAUGCAGCUCCAGUCUAUGAGUCCUUACCCGGGUUUACGAGGCCGGAUGGUAACUUGCGCUGCUGCGCUUACUCUCCAUGCGGUCGAUAUUUUGCCUGGGCGGCUCCAGAAGGUGUUGUAAUUGUCGAUGCCUCUGUUGGCCACGUCAUUACUACCCUCCCGGCCGAUAAUGUCUAUGAAUUGGGCUUUUCACCCCUUGGCACAUAUAUUAUUACUUGGCAACGACCUUCGAAGGACGAGAACGGCGAUGCCGUCAAAAAUUUGAAGGUCUGGAGGGUCGUUGAAAACGCCCUUUCCGAUGAGGGUAAUAAACACGAGCAUUCAUUCAUCGGAAGCUACGUGCAGAAAUCCCAGACUGGUUGGAAUCUUCAAUAUACACCUGAUGAGAAGUAUUGCGCCAGAGUCGUCACCAACGAGGUUCAAUUCUACGAAAGCGGAAACUUAGGGAAGGUGUGGAAUAAGCUGCGGGUGGAAGGGGUAGUGGAUUUUGCCCUCUCUCCGGGAAAAAACAACUCAAUUGCGGUUUUCAUUCCAGAGCGAAAGGGGCUGCCGGCAUCCGUGAGGAUUUUCAAUAUGCCGCAAUUCAACUCUCCUGUUUCACAGAAGAACUUUUUCAAGGGAGAUAAAGUUCAGUUGAAGUGGAACAACACUGGCACGACACUUAUCGUUCUUGCGCAAACGGAUGUCGACAAAACCGGCAAAAGCUACUACGGAGAAACUACCCUCUAUCUCCUGAGCGCUAAUGGAGGGUUCGAUUCAAGAAUCGACCUUGACAAGGAAGGACCCAUUCAUGAUGUGACCUGGUCCCCGAACUCGAAAGAAUUCGGUGUUGUUUAUGGAUAUAUGCCUGCCAAAACCACCAUUUUCAACAAUCGCGCUGUCGCAACGCACUCGUUUGCCCUCGCGCCUCGAAACACCAUAAUUUUCUCCCCUAAUGGAAGAUUCGUGGUUGUGGCCGGUUUUGGCAAUCUUGCUGGGCAAAUGGACAUCUAUGAUCUGGACAAGGAUUAUACGAAAAUAGCUACGAUCGAGGCAUCCAACGCCAGCGUGUGCGAGUGGAGUCCUGAUGGCAAAUUCAUUUUGACUGCCACUACGAGUCCGAGACUCCGAGUCGAUAACGGAGUACGCAUUUGGCAUGUCGGAGGAGGGCUAAUGUACAACGAGGAUUUGACUGAGUUGUACCAAGUCUGCUGGAGACCCCAAUCUGCGACGGUUCACCCACCGGAAAACCCACUCCACCCAAUGCCCACUCCGCACCCCUCUGCGCUAGCAUAUCUAGCUACCAAGAAAGCGCCUUCGAAACCAGCCGGGGCAUAUCGACCGCCCGGUGCCCGCGGACAAACCACUCCGCUAGCAUUUAGACGAGAAGAUGAAGGAGGGGAGAAAUUUGUCAGGGAUGAAUCAUCAUCUACGCUCAGCGGCAAUGGCCCAAAUGGAUUUGGUAAGCCCAGACGGCGCGUCGUUCCAGGCGCAGAGCCCGUUGCGGAGUAUCUUCCACCUGGCGCCGCUCCGGGAGGCGGGGUAACACUCCCCCCUGGAGCUGAAGGGGAUGAGAAACUCUCAAAAGCCGCCGCGAAGAACAAGAAAAAGCGCGAAGCAAAGAAGGCAAGGGAAAUGGCGGAAAAGGCCGGUAAUCUGGCGGCCGAUGCUGGCGCAGAUUCAGGUAUCUCAACUGGACCCAGCGCUGACCGUCGGGAGCGAAGAGGUCACUCACGCAGUCGAUCUCGAGGAAAUACUGUUUCUCAGACGCUCGAUCCCAACAGCUUUAACCGCCAGAACCGCGACCGGAGCCGCAGCUCCCAUCGUAGACAGCGCAGCGAUCAUCAAAACCGCACCAACGGCGUUCCUGCCACGGGGCCUGGAAACCAUAAUCGCCCUAGUGUUAACACUCGUGCCCCAGCACCCAACAGCACAUCGGCACCAGCACCACCAGACGUGACUGUCACGUCUCCAAUGACUCCUAGUGGUGGUACGAUCCAAGAUAAAAAGAUCCGCGGGCUUCUGAAGAAGAUCCGCGCUAUUGAAGAGCUGAAGAUGCGCGUGGCGGGCGGGGAGAAGCUAGAGGAUACGCAGAUGAAAAAAAUCCGGACUGAGGAUGGGGUGCGGAAAGAGCUGGAAGCUCUGGGAUGGGCGGGAUAGAAUUACUCCUCGUAUCCACUUCCGCUCUUUUCCUUGUUUUGGGGCAAAAAGCACCGGCAGCUCUGGAAAAGUAGAUAGCGACUAUGGGCUACCAGGGCGAAGCUUUAUUUUUGGUACAAGUGGCUGUAGAACAAGGGGUGGCCGCGUUCCUCUCCCCCUAUUGUUGGAACACUCGCCAGUACGGUUAAAAAGGCCUGGAAUGAUGUGACUUUGGAUUAGAAUAUAAGACCGAAAAAAUCAAUAUAUAUUAUAUUAUACAUUUACCUGCACACCAGUUGGCGUGGAUCUUAGAGCAUUUGCUUUCUUUUACUUUUAACCUUUUUUA